GUCAUCACGUGACGAAGUGUUUUUCGAUAAUUGUUGCAUUUUGUAUUUAUUUCGCGAGGUAUGAUAUUUUGAUUGAUAUUUUUUAAAGUUAAAUUCGAAAGUUAAAAAGAUGGGAAACAUUCAUACUGUCGGUCCGAACGAAGCUCUAGUUAUAUCAGGUGGCUGUUGUGGUGCCCAGAACAAGAGGACUAUCAUUGGUGGCUGGGGGUGGGCAUGGUGGUUUGUUACAGACGUUCAAAGAAUCUCAUUGGAGGUCAUGACCUUGAACCCAGUCUGUGAAAGUGUUGAAACUUCUGAAGGAGUGCCACUGACAGUGACAGGAGUAGCCCAGGUCAAGGUUAUAACAGAAUCUGAACUCCUGGCCACUGCUUGCGAACAGUUCCUGGGCAAGCAGGUGCAGCACAUUGAACGAGUCAUACUGCAAACUAUGGAGGGUCACCUCAGGGCUAUUCUAGGUACUUUAUCUGUGGAGGCAAUUUAUCAAGAUAGAGACCAGUUUGCUCAAUUGGUGAGAGAGGUAGCAUCGCCCGAUGUUGGAAGGAUGGGCAUUGAAAUACUCAGCUUCACCAUUAAAGAUGUAUUUGAUAGUGUUGAAUAUUUAGAGUCAUUGGGUCGUGCUCAAACUGCCAAUGUUAAAAGAGAUGCAGAUAUUGGUGUUGCUGAAGCUAACAGAGAUGCAGGCAUCAGGGAAGCUGAAUGUGAGAAGGCAAAGAUGGAUGUGAAGUAUGUUGCUGACACCAAAAUUGCUAACUCUCUCAGGGAAUUUGAAAUGCAGAAGUCAAAUUUCAACAUUGAAGUGAAUGCACGGAAAGCAGAAGCUGAGCUUGCGUACAAGUUGCAAGCGGCCAAGGAACAGCAGAAGAUUCGUAGCGAGGAAAUGGAGAUUGAAGUUGUUGAGCGCAGGAAGAUGAUUGAAGUGGAGGAGAAGGAGAUACAGAGGAAGGAGAAGGAGCUCAUCUCACUCGUCAAGAGACCUGCUGAGGCUGAGGCAUUCAGAAUGGAAGCCAUUGCUGAGGGAAAGAGGACCCAGACAGUUGAAGAAGCAAAAGCUGAUGCCGAGAAGAUACGUCUGAUUGGUUCGUCAGAGGCAGCUGCCAUUGAAGCUGUGGGCAAAGCAGAAGCUGAAAAGAUGAGGUUGAAAGCAUCUGCCUACAAGCAGUAUGGAGAAGCUGCCAUGCUUAGUUUGGUCCUUGAAACUCUUCCUAAGAUUGCAGCUGAGAUUGCAGCUCCACUGGCGAAGACGGGUGAGAUUGUGAUAGUUGGAGAUGACAGAUCAACCUCAGAAGUCACCAGGCUGCUAGCUUCCAUGCCUCCGACCGUUCAGGCUCUCACUGGCAUCGACCUCAACAAGGUGAUAGGGAAGGUGGCAGCAGCUGUAUGAUGCAUUCAACCAUGCUGAUGUUGAUGGUACUGGUAGGGGUGAGGAUGUUGCUGGUGAUAAGGAUAACGAGUUUAUGGUAAUUUCCAGAAGUACAGCGUAAAAAAUUGGGUUGAGUUUUGUAAAAAGUUGUUUGAAUGCAAAAUUGUUACAUUACUAAUUCUUAACUAUUUUUUUUGUUUUGAAAUCAUGAAAUCAAUUGUAUGAAAUAUCAUUGACAUGGUUUUAUUUGAACCAGUUUUUCCUUUGUAAUCAUGAUUAUUUAUUUGGCUUGUCGUAAUAGUUAAAUGACAUUUGUUAGCGAUAAUGAGUUAGUUAUUUACUACAUUUAUUUUUCAAUUUGCAACAUUGUUUGUGGCGAUAGUAUGGUUUUUGCAGCUGAUGAUUGAUGAUUCGAUUGAUCAACAUGUUCAACGUUCAGAUGAAUUAACGUUACAUUACAGUAACGUAGUGCACAACAAACUUUUUCUGUUUUUUUUUUAUGCUAUUUACCUUGUCAAUAUAUGCCUAUCUGAAUAUUUUUUUAUUUUUGAAUUAUACAUUUUAAACUUUUUGAUUGUUAAAAGUAAAUGUUAUUAAAUAUUUAGAAAUUUUCAUUCGCUGUCAAUUUGAUGUAUUGAAUUAUAAAAUGCAUAAACUUUAUAUAUAUAUAUAAUAUAUAUAUACAUAAUAUUUACAUGCAUACAUACGCGUGUAUUUACUAACGUGUAAUUCAAAACAUCAAUCACUACAUCAUUUGUUAACAUAUUUUUACAAUUUGUAAACCUCUGGUAUCAAUUGGCAUAGAUUGUAGUAUCCUCAUCAUAUAUCAUCAUCACCAUGGUCCUUUCAAUCGUUUGAUAUCUAGUCUGAAUGUAUCCACAACUAUU
Messenger RNA from Helobdella robusta, 2247 nucleotides. RefSeq lists its product as hypothetical. The record is from RefSeq and is a predicted model, not a curated record. Gene Ontology annotation, biological process: regulation of myoblast differentiation; protein localization to plasma membrane. Gene Ontology annotation, cellular component: plasma membrane. The transcript has 9 exons. The coding region runs from base 110 to 1381 and encodes 423 amino acids. NCBI's taxonomy places the organism in Eukaryota, Metazoa, Annelida, Clitellata, Rhynchobdellida, Glossiphoniidae.